CCUUGUGUCCUCCUCAGUCUCCUCCUCUCUGUGUCGCUUCUCCUUUAAGCGCAGUACCAGCCCCGGUGACGUCAGCAUGAAGCCCUGCUCCUCCCGGUGAGUCGGUCGGACGGAGUGAAGUGAGUCUGGCGUGCUCUCCGACUUUUCUCCUUCCUCCUCUGUCUGUCUUUCGUUCUCUGUUUAUUAUUAUUACCCCUUUCUUUCUUUUUUUAUCAUCAUUAUUAUUUUUUAAACUCUUUAAAGUUUCACCUCACCGCUCGACGAACCCGGUACCGGCUCCGUUGGGGGAUGUUUUCAGAGGAAAGUUCGUGAAGUGGUCUUUGAGGAACCGGCGGACCGGAGAUGGAUGAGCUAACCGAUAGCUGAGCUUGUUAGCCGAGAAUCACGGGGUCAAGAAUAGGAUCGAGCUUAGCAUGCUAACGGCUAGCUGAUUUUUUUUUAUUAUUUUUUUUUAUUUUUAAAUCGUUUUACCGACUUUAAGUUGAACCUGUUACCGGACAGAACCACCGGCGGUGUUUUCAGGCCCGGAACAGGCCGGCUAUAACCCAGGAAGAGGACUCGGUGUGUUUUUAAAGAAGUGUUGUCGAGAGGCGGUUUGUUCGUCUCUCCCUCUCUCUACCCAUGCUGUCCAACGCACAGAACCAGCCACUGUUUCCCAACCCGGCGGGUCAGCAGCAGAACCCGGCCGGGCAGCAGCAGCAGAACCCGAACCCGAACCCGACCGGUCAGUUCCUCCCCUUCCUCGCCAGACCCAACUUACAGAUCAAGAAGAACGCCAUCACCGAUGACUACAAGGUGACCAGCCAGGUGCUGGGGCUGGGCAUCAACGGGAAGGUGCUGGAGAUCUUCCAGAAGAAGACCGGGGACAAGUAUGCGCUCAAGAUGCUGCAGGAUUGUUCCAAGGCCCGCAGGGAAGUGGAGCUCCAUUGGAGGGCAUCACCUUGUGCCAACAUUGUGCGCAUCAUCGACGUCUACGAGAACCUUUAUCAAAGCAGAAAGUGUCUGCUUAUCGUUAUGGAAUGCAUGGACGGUGGCGAGCUUUUUAGUCGAAUCCAGGACAGAGGAGACCAGGCCUUCACAGAGAGAGAGGCGUCCGACAUCAUGAAAAGCAUCGGCGAAGCGAUACAGUUCCUCCACGCAAUCAACAUCGCCCACCGAGACGUCAAGCCAGAGAAUUUACUGUAUUCAACGAAGAGGCCCAGCGCCCUGCUCAAACUCACAGACUUCGGCUUUGCCAAGGAGACCACUUCACACAACUCUUUAGCCACUCCCUGCUACACACCCUACUAUGUUGCUCCAGAGGUUCUGGGCCCAGAGAAAUAUGACAAGUCCUGUGACAUGUGGUCGUUGGGUGUCAUAAUGUAUAUCCUGUUGUGUGGGUACCCUCCUUUUUAUUCUAACCACGGUCUAGCCAUUUCUCCUGGGAUGAAGAGGAGGAUCAGGAUGGGCCAGUAUGAGUUUCCCAACCCGGAAUGGUCUGACGUAUCAGAGGAAGCUAAACAACUGAUCAGGACCCUCCUGAAGACUGAGCCCACACAGAGGAUGACCAUCACAGAGUUUAUGAAUCAUCCAUGGAUCAAUUCGAUGGAGGUACCCCAGACCCCGCUUCACACCAGCCGGGUGCUAAAAGAGGAGAAGGACGCAUGGGAGGAUGUCAAGGAGGAAAUGACCAGUGCCUUGGCAACGAUGAGGGUCGACUACGAGCAAAUCAAGAUCAAGACCAUUGAGGACUCGACCAACCCACUGCUAACGAAACGGAGGAAGAAAGCCAACAACACCAUGGCGGACCCGCAGUCCGCCGCCCACUGAAAAGCUGCACGUUGUAUGCAUGCACAUACAAAAACACAGGUUGUAAAAAGGAAGCAAUAAUUUGUCGACAACGUGAGUCGCAUUGCAUGGAUUUUUUUCUCAGUGUUUUAUUUUUCAUGGCAAAUUCUAAUGUUUUGUAGGAGUGUUUGUUUUUAUUACUCUACCAUUUUAACAACCCCUCACCCCCCCCUCUCUGCUAAGAGGAGGACGUUUAUCUGUGUUUUUACACCAGUUGAAGAGAUUAUGAAUUCUAGAAAAGGAGAGGAGAGGAGAUCGGUGCGACCUCCUCUCCUCUCCUUUCCCAAAUAUCAGGUUGUGUACUCCGAGGGGCUUUGAUCGUUGGGAUGGGAUGUGAAGCCUUAGCAUUAGCAGUAGUUCCUUUUCACCCCCCCACAGCCCUGUUCUAGCUCGAGCCCCAAACCUGUGAAUGUUAAAUCAAACGGCUAAAUCCCAAAAAGAAAAAAAAAUAAUAGCAAGGGAAGGUUUCUUUUUACGUAUACAUGCAAAGUAAGCAGAUGUAUUUUGAACUGACAAGUGGAAUGUAAGGACUGUCCCCUGACUGUUUUGGAGUGAGCUGGAAAUAGUCAAUACUCAUUUCUGGGACUUGUACUGAGGGGAGCGUCUGUCAGGUUCAGUUUGUCUUUGUGAAUGUCGAACAGAGGCCUAUGCACUCAACAUAUUAAAAGGGUCAUGUGCCAUUCUGACAGAGCACCUCACUCUUGGCUCCUCUCUUCUACCUGAAUCUACUCUUGUUUUUUCGGGUACGUAGUUUUAGGGCGGAGAAGGGACACCACGUUUAAAUAAAGAACAGAAAAAAAGAAAAAAAAACGGGCUCCACCUUUCUCCUGCAUGUAGCUCAUAGGAGAGUAAGAGCCAACUGAUACUGUAUUUUUUCAUGGAUUUUAUGAAUAUAUUAGCAUAGGCCUUACUGAGUGUUGCUAAAGCAGCAGAUAUGACUUUUAACCCCCCUACCUUACCAUUUGGUUCAGGCUUUUACCGAUGUUAUGCUUCAGAAUUUAUAACAUUGCCAGAUUAUAUUUCAGGUUAAUGCUAUGCAGAUGUGUUUGUCAGCUUGAAGUUCUGCUAGGACCUUUUUUUUUUUUUUGUUAGUGUUGAUUUCUGUUUGCAAAGAUUGACUGGAGGGAUGUGGAGCAACAAAUUGGGAGUGUGUGUGUGUGUGUGUGUGUGUGUGUGUGUGUGUGUGUGUGUGUUUAAAUGUAAGCAGUAGCACCCUCGAAGGAAGACACGGUUUGGACAGACGAGUUCGAGCUCCGGAGACUUUAGCGUUACUCUCAGGAGGCUCUGUGGGACUAAUCUGGCGCCGUGCCGGCGUUCUCCAACACUUUUUUCCUCCCGUACUUCCUGCGGUGGGGGGGAUUGAGAGAAAAGUAGAAAGUACUUAAGAGCUGCUCCUCACCUCGGAGCAGAAUCUGACAUACCACCAGCAAGCUGUCGUCACAUUCAGACCCGGGUUUCUCUUCCUGUUGACACGACAGGACGCUUCCCUUGGCUCACUUGGGAUCAUGGGAAAUUAUUGUGUUGUUUUUUUUGUUUUGAAUUUGUCGGUUUUGGUCCACUUCACUUUGUGACAUCACAUCCACGUCACCUGUCACAUGGCACCUACAAAUCUCUCACUGUAAAAAUGUUAAUUGAAUGUUUGUGACGAUGUUCCUCCUGUUUUUUUUGUUUUUUUUGUAACCCCCCCCCAACACUUUUUUUGUAGUGGAAGCACAGAAGUGUAUGUCUUUAUUUUUUUCUUUUUUUUUUCUCCUGUCAUUGAGUCUGUUCAGCACCACCUGCCAUACUUUUGUCUGCUUCAGCUUUGGAUUAAAAAACACACAUAAAAAA
Messenger RNA from Larimichthys crocea (large yellow croaker), 3657 nucleotides. RefSeq names its product MAPK activated protein kinase 2a (gene mapkapk2a). The transcript has 10 exons. NCBI's taxonomy places the organism in Eukaryota, Metazoa, Chordata, Actinopteri, Sciaenidae. The coding region runs from base 622 to 1809 and encodes 395 amino acids. Gene Ontology annotation, molecular function: protein kinase activity; ATP binding. Gene Ontology annotation, biological process: protein phosphorylation. The record is from RefSeq and is a predicted model, not a curated record.